Zasmidium cellare ATCC 36951 is the source of this 2067-nucleotide messenger RNA. RefSeq lists its product as uncharacterized. Bases 1 to 2067 code for a protein of 688 amino acids. Lineage: Eukaryota; Fungi; Ascomycota; Dothideomycetes; Mycosphaerellales; Mycosphaerellaceae. The record is from RefSeq and is a predicted model, not a curated record. The transcript has 2 exons.
AUGGCACUCAUUCAUACUGCUGUUGCUCUCUCAUUGAGCCUGAUCAGGCCUGGUCUUGCGUCUCCUCGGAUCAGCAAUGUGGACACGUCUCUCACUUUCCUCUACCUAAACAACCUCAAUGCUUCAGACGACGGCAAUCACGCUGGUGCCAUUCUGCUAGAACCAUCCAGCAACGAUACCGCCGCCUGCGCCGCCAUUGGAGAAUCUCUCAUAUCCCGCUCAACGUCACAGGCUCACAGCUCCGACUUCUUCUACUCCCUCGCAUAUCUAGAGUACUCUGGACAAUCGCCUCAAGACCAGCAAUACCAGAUCCAGGACGGUGCGGUGUCCAUUAAGAAGGCGAACAACAGCCUAGCCUUUCAAGGGGAGCAGCCUGAUCAACAGCAACUCCCAAUACUGUGCACUCAUUCUGGCUUGUACGAUACUUCCAAGCAGCUCUCCGUCUCGUCCAACGGCAAUACCUUCACAGGCUUCCGCAACCCAAAGUCCUUUCGUUUCCUCGGCAUUCCAUACGCAGACCCGCCCAAUCGCUGGGAGUACUCCACAAUCUACAGCGAGAAAGGCCAAACAAUCGACGCCACUGCUUAUGGCUCAGACUGCGCGCAGGCAUUCGACCCGAGCAGCACCGAAGAUUGCCUUUUCUUGAACAUCCAAACUCCAUAUCUGCCACGGACAAACUCUUCGACCAAUCUCCGCCCAGUGCUCUUCACAAUUCAUGGCGGAGGCUUCACAGGCGGCUCAGGCCAGGGCGCGGAUGGCGGCAACCUCGCUUCCAGACACGAUAUCGUCAGUGUUCAGAUCAAUUACCGCCUCUCCACUCUCGGCUUCCUCGCCAUCCCCAACACGACGAUAAAGGGCAACUUUGGGAUAGCAGAUCAACUUACGGCCUUGAGAUGGGUUCGUGAGAACAUUGCCAACUUUGGUGGCGACCCAAACAAGAUCACCAUCAUAGGCGAGUCUGCCGGAGCAUCUUCUGUUCGGACGUUGCUUGGCUCACCACCCGUCAUUGAAGAAAACCUCGUAGCAGGCGCGGUCGCACAGUCGAAUCUCGGCGGCGGCGUCACGCUGGGUCUCUAUGGAAACUACGGCACAACAUUCAGCUCCUACUACACCAUCGAUCAGUCCUACGCCGUUGCAGGACAACAGAUCUUCACCGCGGCAGGAUGCACUCAAUCCACCGUCUCCGCCCAGAUCGAAUGUCUGAAAAAGGUCGAUGCGCAGACUCUCCAGAACCUUUCAGCUGUCGCUCGCUAUGUCGUGCAAGAUGGGACAUACGUUGACACUGAAGAACUCAUCGUUUCGACCAGGAACUCCAGCACCGCUCAUGUCCCCGUCAUCUUUGGCACGACGUUGAACGAUGGGGCAUCGCAGGCGACGUACCCACAGCCUCCAGUCACAUCUCUCGUGGAUGGCAUCGUUCAGUCUCUGUACAUCAGCACGGAUUACGCUCAGGCUAUUCUGGACAGUGGAUUGUUCCCAGUCUACGACACUGGAAACGUGACACUCGACUCGUUCAACAUCUCGCAGCGUGUAGCGACAGAUACAACGUUUCGAUGUAUCGACGAAGCCACUGUAUACGCUGGAGCGAAGAGUGGGGCAUUCGAGAAGGCGUGGUAUUACACCUUCAACAGGACUUAUGAAGGCUACGACCCUAACAACCUCGGCGCCUCAGGCCUCUCGCGCGGUCCAGUCUCCCCCGACUACCCCACCGGCAACCCCAACCUGCCCUACUUCCGUCUCCACGGCAGCGAAGCCGGCUUCACCUACGGCGUCCAAUAUCCUCUGCGAGACACCAGCGACCUGCUCGCCUCGCAACUCAUCUCCGGGUACUUCGCCAACUUUGCUCGGACAGGAGAUCCCAACUUCGACGAGGAAUAUCUGCGUGUUAGGGGGUAUACAGAUGAAUUGAAGGGUGUGCAAGAGAGUGGGAAGUGGGAGGCUGUGAGUGGAGAGGAUGGGCCGAGUUGGGAGUUGGAUUGGCCGAGUCGAGGGGUGGUGUUCCCGGAGAAGGAGCAGUGUGCUUGGUUGAAUUAUUCGAUUGGAUAUUAUAUGGAGGAUGGGAAGUAG